UGCCAUCUUGUGUCAGGAAGCACUACUAUUCAUAAAUAUAAUUUAAUUAAUAAAUUAUAAAUAUAUAUAAAUAAGUAUAUAUACAUAUUGUUUUAGAUAAGUUAGGGCAAAAAAAAAGAUAUUUGUCUUCUUGCUCACUGGAGUCGCUUCACUCUUCAUUUCUCAUGGAAAAACCGGCUGAAAAGUUGUUGAGAAUUAAAAAAUUGUUGUUUUAUUUACCUAAUCAUGUAUAACUUCUUUUAAAACUAUUGUUUUCGUAAAAUAUUUAUUCGUAAUAAUUUUGUUCCUUCAUAGUAUUUUUUUUAUCGUGUUAUUUGUUUUUAGCCGCUAGGUUGUGCAGUGUUUCUUUUCCGAAUGUCAAAAGACAGCAAAAUGAUUUUUGAAAAAGGUGAAAAGGUUCUUUGUUAUCAUGGACCUUUGAUAUAUGAAGCAAAAUGUUUGGAAGCAGAAAUGCAGGACAGUCAAGCAAAAUAUUACAUUCAUUAUGCUGGUUGGAAUAAGAAUUGGGACGAGUGGGUUCCAGAAAACAGAGUGUUGAAAUACAAUGAUGCCAACAUUCAGAAGCAGAAGGAUCUGCAGAAAACGCUCAAGUCAAACCCUCAGAGAAGCAGGAAGGUGGUGAAGCCGCGCAGAACGGACGGGAAGGAUGCUGACGCGCUGCCCACACAGCUGUCUGUGCUGCCGGACGUAGCGGUGAUGUGCGCCGUGCCCGAGGCCAGCCGCAAGAAGCGCGGCCGCGCAGACAAUCCUGACAUGGCGGAGGUGGGCAAAGCGGAGGUGGCGACAUUCCUGCCGGAUGGAUUGAAGGCAUGGUUGGCUCAAGAGCACAUCUAUAUACAUGAGGGCAAGCUGGCCGUGCUGCCCGCGAGGAGCUCUGCGCUGCACGUCGCGACGCAGUUCUUCAAGGCCAAGGCGGCCGGCCAGGAGGACCCCUUCGCGGAGCAGGUGGUGGGGGAAGUGUUGGACGGAGUGAUGGAGCACUUUGCUGUCGCACUUCCGGCAGAGCUCCUCUAUGCACCAGAGAAGGCCCAGUUUAAGGAGUUGAGCGAGAAGUAUCCUAACAUGGCGCUGUGUGAGUUGUAUGGGGGAGCUCACCUACUGCGCAUGCUAGCCAAGUUCGGCAGCAAGCUGAGCAGUCCCAGGUUCGAUGAGUUUACCACAGAGCUGCUUCUGCAGUACCUCAACGAGCUGCUGAGGUUCAUAGCAGACAACCACGCCUCGUUCCUGAGACCGGAGGACUACAGAGCCUCGUGAGUCGGGUGUUGCCACCGUACACGUGUCUCAACUCUGUGGCAUUUCGGUUCUUUUAUAUGUUAUGUGUUUUUUUACUAAAGAGAGAUGAAGACUUUUACAAUAAAGUUUUAAAAAUA
This is a messenger RNA of Bacillus rossius redtenbacheri, 1370 nucleotides long. It is a transcript of the gene MRG15, whose product is annotated as mortality factor 4-like protein 1. The transcript is spliced from 10 exons. NCBI's taxonomy places the organism in Eukaryota, Metazoa, Arthropoda, Insecta, Phasmatodea, Bacillidae. Gene Ontology annotation, biological process: chromatin organization; regulation of DNA-templated transcription. Gene Ontology annotation, cellular component: nucleus; NuA4 histone acetyltransferase complex. The record is from RefSeq and is a predicted model, not a curated record. The coding region runs from base 355 to 1254 and encodes 299 amino acids.